AUGGCAUCUGACGAGCUGAAAGACAACCAAGAAAUUCUCCUUGAUAUGGGAGGAAAAAAGGUCCCCUUCAGCAAGAUCAACAAACCCCACAAUGUUGUUGUUGGCGGCGCGAACAAGCCCAUCCCGAACUUGGAGAACUUCCCUUCCUUGGAGCCAUGGGCCCAGGAUCAACAAGACAAGAAAUCUGACAACGAGCAAGAAAAACCCGAGAAAACGGAUUCGUGA
Messenger RNA from Metschnikowia bicuspidata var. bicuspidata NRRL YB-4993, 225 nucleotides. RefSeq lists its product as uncharacterized. The record is from RefSeq and is a predicted model, not a curated record. The coding region runs from base 1 to 225 and encodes 74 amino acids. The transcript has a single exon. Lineage: Eukaryota; Fungi; Ascomycota; Pichiomycetes; Serinales; Metschnikowiaceae.